Oryzias melastigma (Indian medaka) is the source of this 946-nucleotide messenger RNA. Its product is annotated as IFI30 lysosomal thiol reductase. The coding region runs from base 47 to 820 and encodes 257 amino acids. Gene Ontology annotation, molecular function: oxidoreductase activity, acting on a sulfur group of donors, disulfide as acceptor. The transcript has 7 exons. Gene Ontology annotation, cellular component: lysosome. The record is from RefSeq and is a predicted model, not a curated record. Lineage: Eukaryota; Metazoa; Chordata; Actinopteri; Beloniformes; Adrianichthyidae.
CUGGUUUAAAGCCCUACUUGGUUUGAGUUUUGCUGUUGUGUGAAGCAUGGAGCUGCUGCGGCUGCUGGCUGCGGUUCUUCUGGUCUCUGUGGACCGGACUGCGCUCGGAAUUUCCCAUCCGAAGCCGUCCUGUCAUUAUCCUCCAUCUCAAUGGUGUCGCUCUCUGGAAAUAGCUAUAGAGUGUAAGGUUCAGAAACAGUGCAUGGAGCUAAAUGCUAUCAGGCCAAAUGAGACGGUCCCUCCAGUGUCCAUCACGCUGUACUAUGAGACCUUGUGUCCAGACUGCAGGAUUUUCAUCAGUGAGCAGUUGUUCCCCACCUGGCUAAUGCUAAAGGACAUCAUGUCUGUCACACUGGUGCCUUAUGGAAAUGCUCAGGAGGUCCAGUCACCAACUCCAGGCUUCAUCUGUCAGCACGGGGAACCUGAAUGCAGAGGAAACAUGAUUCAGGCCUGUAUUCUACAUUUAACAACAAACUCCCUUGCAUUUCAAAUCAUCUACUGCAUGGAGUCAUCUGCAGAUGUGCUCAAUGCUGCACAGCCAUGUCUCCACCUGUACGCUCCCUCUGUGUCCUGGUCCAGUGUGAACUCCUGUGUCAGUGGAGACUUGGGGUACCGCCUGAUGCAUGGCAAUGCAGUCAUGACCAGAGCUCUGAACCCCCCGCACACGCAUGUUCCUUGGGUCACUUUUAAUGGGGAAUACACGGAAGAGCAUGAAGAAAAGGCAAGCUCCUCUCUUUUCCAUCUGGUUUGUGAGCUCUAUCAGGGAGUGAAGCCUCCCGCCUGCAUCGGAGCCUCCGUCAAACUCAGCCAAAGUGACUGAACAUAAAAGUUUUGGUACUUGAAUUUAAUGAAGAUAUUUACUAAUGUGUUUCUUUUGCUAUAUUAUGUUUACAAAGCAGUUUGUACAUUUAUCCUCACAUAUGACUAAACUUUUUCCUCCAAAAAA